AUGCUGGUGCAUACUUAUUCAGCCAUGGAGCGCCCGGAUGGGUUGGGCGCAGCGGCAGGCGGAGCCCGUCUGUCAUCUCUGCCCCAGGCAGCCUACGGGCCGGCGCCGCCGCUCUGCCACACGCCGGCCGCCGCCGCUGCCGCAGACUUCCAACCGCCCUACUUCCCGCCGCCCUACCCGCAGCCGCCGCUGCCCUACGGCCAGGCGCCCGACGCAGCCGCCGCCUUUCCUCACCUGGCGGGGGACCCGUACGGCGGCCUGGCGCCCCUAGCGCAGCCUCAGCCUCCACAGGCCGCCUGGGCCGCGCCCCGAGCCGCCGCCCGGGCCCACGACGAACCGCCCGGCCUGCUGGCGCCGCCCGCCCGCACCUUGGGCCUGGACCCGCGCCGCGAGUACGCCGCCGCGGUGCCCCGGCUCCUUCACGGCUUGGCAGACGGCGCGCACGGCCUGGCGGAUGCGUCCCUUGGUCUCCCCGGACUGGCGGCACCGCCUGGCCUGGAGGACCUGCAGGCCAUGGAUGAACCAGGAAUGAGCCUUCUGGACCACAAUGAGUCCGUGAUUAAGAAAGUCCCCAUCCCCUCCAAAGUCAGCAGCCUUUCGGUCCUCUCAUUGGCCAAAGACAGCCUGGUUGGUGGCAUCACGAACCCCAGUGAGGUCUUCUGCUCCGUGCCUGGCCGGCUCUCACUGCUCAGCUCAACAUCCAAGUACAAGGUGACGGUGGGGGAGGUGCAGCGGCGACUCUCUCCUCCUGAGUGCCUCAACGCCUCCCUCCUAGGGGGAGUCCUCCGCAGGGCCAAGUCCAAGAAUGGGGGCCGGUGCCUGCGGGAACGGCUGGAGAAGAUUGGGCUCAAUCUGCCAGCAGGCCGGCGCAAGGCUGCCAAUGUGACGCUGCUGACUUCACUGGUGGAGGGAGAGGCCGUGCACCUGGCCCGAGACUUUGGCUAUGUCUGUGAGACUGAGUUCCCAGCCAAGGCAGCCGCCGAGUACCUGUGCCGACAGCAUGCUGACCCUGGGGAAUUGCACAGUCGCAAGAGCAUGCUGCUGGCUGCCAAGCAGAUCUGCAAAGAGUUUGCAGACUUGAUGGCUCAGGACCGCUCACCACUGGGCAACAGCCGUCCAGCACUCAUCCUGGAGCCCGGCGUGCAGAGUUGCCUGACACACUUUAGCCUCAUCACGCAUGGCUUUGGAGGGCCCGCCAUCUGUGCUGCUCUCACUGCCUUCCAGAAUUACUUGCUGGAGUCACUCAAGGGGCUGGACAAGAUGUUUUUAAGCAGUGCGGGCAGUGGCCAUGGUGACACCAAGACUUCAGAAAAGGAUGCCAAGCAUCGGAAAUAGUCACUUCCCCUAUAUGAUCCUUAGGGGUCCCCAGGUCUGAAAUGAGGCCUUAGCUCCUGAGGGUGGGCAGAGUUGGGGUUGCGAUCAAACCAGGAAGAGAACAUUCAUCCAGAAACCUGAGUUAGGGAUCUGGGUUGGAGCCAGGGGGUUGGCCUUUCUGUGAUGGUUUGUUGGUAAGUUAAGGAAAGGCCUAGGCAUCUGCCUCAUGUGUGCAAUUUUCUGACCUUUGAUUUCUGAGAAGGGUUUGGGCAGGAAGAUGGCAUGGAAAGGUUUGGCUCAUGGGCAGAGCCCUGCCCAUUAGGAUGCCCGGGCAGCAGUGGGCACUCUUAGGUGCCAAGGCCUUUGUUUUUUACUGAUGGUGGGAGGGAAAGUGUUAACAAAUCAGAGGUGCUAUUGAGGGAUUAGCACCCCUUAUCUCCAGAUCCCCUCCCCCUAGAAAAGGGGUGCUAGCAGGAGACCUCAGAUGCCCUUUGGACUUUUCCCAUUCUUGGAAAGAUAUGGACAAGAGGGGCCUUCAAGGAACAAAGAAUAUAAAGCACAAAUUGCAGAACUUGAAUCCAGGCUGUUUCACAGUCCUAUUGUUGUCUGUCCUAUUUAUUUAUAUAUGUUGUAAUUAAAUCUGGAA
This is a messenger RNA of Orycteropus afer afer, 1960 nucleotides long. It is a transcript of the gene TFAP2E, whose product is annotated as transcription factor AP-2 epsilon. Lineage: Eukaryota; Metazoa; Chordata; Mammalia; Tubulidentata; Orycteropodidae. Gene Ontology annotation, biological process: regulation of cell population proliferation; regulation of transcription by RNA polymerase II; anatomical structure development. The record is from RefSeq and is a predicted model, not a curated record. Gene Ontology annotation, cellular component: nucleus. Gene Ontology annotation, molecular function: DNA-binding transcription factor activity, RNA polymerase II-specific; RNA polymerase II transcription regulatory region sequence-specific DNA binding.